AUGGCCGACAAACUCCGAACCCUCCAGAACUUGGAGUCUCUACAGACCCGCUACAUUGGUACUGGUCAUGCCGAUACGACCAAGUACGAGUGGACCUCCAACAUCAUUCGUGACAGCUACUCUUCCUACGUCGGCCACAACCCGAUGUUGACCUACAUGUCUAUCGGUCUGGGUCAACCCAAGGAGAAAGUCCGGGCAAUGAUGCUUGAGAAGAUGGUUCGAGGCGCUGGAAACCCUCCAGAGGCUCCGGAGGACCGAUGA
Penicillium taxi is the source of this 261-nucleotide messenger RNA. Its product is annotated as splicing factor 3B subunit 5 family protein. Lineage: Eukaryota; Fungi; Ascomycota; Eurotiomycetes; Eurotiales; Aspergillaceae. Bases 1 to 261 code for a protein of 86 amino acids. Gene Ontology annotation, cellular component: precatalytic spliceosome; U2 snRNP. The transcript has 2 exons. Gene Ontology annotation, biological process: mRNA splicing, via spliceosome. The record is from RefSeq and is a predicted model, not a curated record.